UCCUUGCUGCAAUCUCCUCUCCCUCGUGUCGCAUUGCGAUAAAGAAUGAACAGAAUAAAAUAAAGGGGGGCGAAACCGAAGAGAGCUGAGGGAGGAGGGAGCGAGAGCGAGCGAUCGCCCGAUCGAUCGAGAUCCAACGCCUAAUCAGAAAGCCGAACUUUUCGUGUUCUCCGCGCCCGUUUAGGAGGCUGAAUCGAAGCCGAUUUGCGCGUGGUGAGUUCUUGUCGUGGAUUUGGUUGGCAGCUGUGCCUGCUUCCGAAUGCAGGAGGCCUGAAUCGCUUUGUGAAUCGCGGGGAUCGGGGAUCUGAGUUGUAUCCGGCUGCCUUCGGUAGUUGAUUCGAUCGAAGAUUGUGGUUUGGGCUGGAUUUGAUUGGCGAUUUGUCGGUGGGAGUUUGAUCUGCCGGUAGGGUUUUGUGUUACGAUCGCGGCUUCCGAUGAUGCCCGAUGCCAGGCACAAUGCUGUUUCCAAUUUGUCCAGUGCUUCGCGGGACAACCUUGAAGGUGGUCUCUGGUUUGAAGCUAUGUGGCAGUUGAAAAUCGAGGACGGCCAAGAGGGAGCUGAUGGCCAGCUGAGUUCUUAUCCUGAUCGCCCAGGCAUGCCUGACUGUCUUUAUUAUCUGAGGACUGGUAGCUGCGGAUAUGGAAACAGCUGCAAGUAUAAUCAUCCUACUCACACUUGGCAGAACAAUCAGUUUAGUGCUGAACUCCCUCAGAGAGAUGGUCAACCUGAUUGUCAGUUCUUCCUGAAAACAGGAACUUGCAAGUAUGGGACAUCCUGUAAAUAUCAUCAUCCACGGGACAAACAUGAGACCAAAUUGGUUCAGUUGAAUGUGCUGGGGCUACCUAUCCGAAAGGAUGAAAAGCCAUGUGCCUAUUACAUGAGAACUGGAACUUGUAAAUAUGGAUUUGCCUGCAAGUUCAAUCAUCCUCAGCCAGUCACUACUGGAGCGACAUUCCCUCUUACAGGAUCUCCAGCCUAUGGAUAUUCAAGUCCCAUAGUACCUACAUCUGCCUCCCCUGUAAUUGGUGGAAUUUCACCAUGGCCCUUAUCAAAAGUUCCUUACAUGUCUAGUCCACGAAUGCAAGCUCUUCCAGCUUAUGUACCACUGGUUCUUCCAACCACCCAAGGAACUAUGGCUGGGCAGCAGGGUUGGAGCACUUACAUGCGUUCUUCAAAUGCAUGCCAGGGAAGCAUGAACCAUAUCUACUCUCCCAAUAUGCUUGCACCUAACCAGAUAUCCAACUCAAUGCAUCAAGAACAAUCAGGCUCCAUCCUCCCACUCGAACUGCCCGAGAGACCUGAUCGACCAGACUGCCAAUAUUACAUGAAAACUGGGAGCUGCAAGUAUGGAACCUCAUGCAAGUACCACCACCCCAAGGAGAGUAAUCAAGCAGCUAUAGCUGGCAUAGGACCACUUGGGCUUCCUCUAAGACCAGGUCAGCCAGUAUGCACGUUUUAUACCACAUAUGGAAGCUGCAAGUUUGGCAUGGAUUGCAAAUAUGAUCAUCCACUCAUCAGUUAUUAUGGUUAUACUCUACCGUCUUUCUCCUAUACCGAUCCCACCAUAGCAUUUGCCCAGGAAAAGAGUUCACCAAUUGUAUGGACAGCAGAAAAGCCCUUUCCCAAGUCAUCAAAAACACCUGAUCAGCACAAUCUGGAGAAUCAUGAACAUGGAAAUACCUCGGCGCACACCACAUCCAACACUGAACCUUCAGAAGAUUCUCCAUGAUGAAUAAAUGUUUCAACACUAACCAGUCGUCCCAAGAUGGAGAUUUUGGAUCUCUGCUCCAUAGUGCCACCCUCCUCCCUUGCCUGUCAUCUCGAGCCCUUCUGAGGCAUGGCCUUUCUUACUGAAGAAUUGCAGGCAGUGUUGUAAGUUAAACGAUUUUUGUUCCACAGCUUUGCGGAAAACUAAACCUUUUGAUGUCUGUCAGAAUUCUCUGUUUCCAGUUUCCCCUGUAAAGCUGGUCUCCCAGAAUAAAAGGUGAUAAAUUAGGCUCGUGUCUCUCGACUGAGCCUUUGUAUCU
Molecule: messenger RNA, 2028 nt
Organism: Zingiber officinale
Lineage: Eukaryota; Viridiplantae; Streptophyta; Magnoliopsida; Zingiberales; Zingiberaceae
Product: zinc finger CCCH domain-containing protein 33-like
Exons: 7
Coding region: 435-1730 (431 amino acids)
Molecular function (GO): metal ion binding; mRNA binding
Source: RefSeq, a predicted model, not a curated record